AGUGAUUAUCUGACUGCUGAAUUGUGUUGUGUGGGGCUGCCUGCUUGCUUACCCAAAUCAGGGAAGAAUCUUUGUUCAGGAGAGCCAGCCUCGAGGAAGCACCCAGUGAAAAGCUGUGAGAUCUCACUUCAACACAAGAUCUGCCUUUGGGGCUGCCUAAAAGAAGAUGUCUUAUGGUUCCAUUGAUGGGAGUGCGUUUGGAAGCAGGAACACCUUUGGAGGGCUUUCAAGACAAGGAUACCAACCUCUAGCCACUCAGAUUGAUCCUAAUGAACUACAGGAGCUCUUUCAAGAAACGUCUGCAAGCAUCUUCCGGAUUAAUGCUAAUGUGACUUCUUUGGAAAGAAGCCUGAAAUCUCUCGGGACGCCCAGUGACACACCAGAGCUGCGAGAUGGGCUGCACACAUCUCAACAAGAGACAAACAGAACUAUCAAUACUUGCACCAACGCUAUCCGGCAGCUCUCCGAGACCAUCCGAGGCUCUUCUAGGCAAGAACGACUCCAGUUGGACCGACUGAAGAACCAGCUGUCUGAUGCCAUUCAGCGAUAUGGCACGAUACAAAAGAAAAUUGCAGAGAAGUCCAAAGCCUUGCUUCCUAAGGGGCAAAGAAACAGGAAGGCAAGUCCCAAAACCCCGUUUUCUGACCUGGCUGAUGAUGAGAAGAUCUUUAAUGGAGGCGAGAGUAUGUGGCCAGAACAGAACCAGGAACACGCCUUGCUCUCGGAAAUCACAGAAGAGGACGUGGAGGCAAUCCGCCAGAGGGAAGAAGCCAUACAGCAGAUUGAGAAUGACAUGUUGGAUGUUAACCAAAUCAUUAAAGAUCUGGCCUCCAUGGUGUAUGAGCAGGGAGACACAAUAGAUAGCAUUGAAGCCAACCUCGAGACGGCGUCUUCUAAUGUAGAAUCUGCCAACGAGCAAUUGGCUAAAGCCAGUCAGCACCAACGACGAGCCAGGAAGAUGAAGUGCUGUUUCAUCGCAACAGGUCUGGUUGUUCUCCUGGUUGUUGUCAUAAUCAUCACAGUUUCUGUCAAGCAUUGAACGCCCAGGGCCCCUGAUCGUGUCACGUCAUCCAGUGGGGACAGAAGCCAAAGAAGUUCCACAUUCAGGCCAUGCAUCCAUGUCAACUUUGCUAAAUAUAUUACAUUUUAAAAUGUUGUAGCCAAUAAACACUGCAAUUAUAAGAGAGGAAAAAUAAUCUUAUGGUUCCUACAGAUUAGUAAUUGGGACUGUGUUUCCGUCAGUUGAGGAACCAACAUAUGACCUUUGAAUAUGGAUCUUGCUUUUUCUUAAUGACUUUUUAUAAAUCCCGUCUUGUCCCAAACUGAAUUACAAUGUUAUGCUGAACUCCGGGGGGCUCUAAAAAUAGGAGGAGGGAGAUCUAUUGGGGAAAAUACCACAGUACACAUAAUAUUUUGAUCCACACAAAGGGACAAACUUGGAGAUAAAAUCUCAUCCACCCCACAUGGAUUACAUUGGCAUAUGCAAAAUCAUGUGCGUAUUUCUGGGGCCAAUGGGACCCACUGCCCCAUGCACACAGCUUACAUCUAGAGUUUAAGAAGAAUGUACAUACUUUUUAUUUUAAAAAUUACUAGAAUGUGGGAGAAUUGGGGGGGAAGCCGGGUGCAACAGGCAGUUCCAUCAGAUUCUGAAGGGUUCUUUUAAAAUGAAAAGUAGCCAAGGGAGGCUGAAAUCAGGGAUAGCAGAGAGAGAGCCCAUAUGUGUUUUCCUCCACACCUGGAAAAGCAGCUUGAGGAGGCAUCUUUUGAGCUGAAACACAAGAGUAGUGGGAAAAGGUAAAGUUGCCUGCCCCCACCCUUCCUCUGCUCCGUCUCAGUUUUCCCAGGUUUCUUUUUUAUUUUAAAAAAAAUACAAGAAAGCAUCCUAGAACUGUUUGUAAUGUGUUAUUUGGGUCUUUGUACAGCUGGCUUCACAGUCCCAGCAAUCAACAUUUCUUUAGACUAAAAUGAAGGGUGUACGAAAUCUCAGGUCUUUUUGUGGAAAUGUCAAACUUCUCAAAAUGCAGACAGGAGAUUUCAUUUUUGCACCCGGACAAGGUGACUAAAAAAACCUUUGGGGUACAUAGACCUCCCCCCACAGCAGCCUUUUGCCAAAAGCUUUCCUGUAUCAUAAUUUCAUAGAAUCAUAGGGUUGGAAGGGACCUCAAGGGUCAUCUAGUCAUCUCUUUCAUAAAUGCAGUCUGAACAAAGAGAGUUGUUCCAUCUCUUUGUUGGUGUGGAGCAGAUGUGCAAAUGAUUCAAUCACAUGAUAGCUUGCAGUACAGAUACCCGACAAUGUGUGCAAGUCUGCAAUCCAUUUGAUAGUGCAACUGGCUUCAGAGACAGGGAACAUUUUGCCACAUUCUUCAUCAAGAAAUUAAAGUGUCCGGGUGAGCCUAAUCUCAUCAGAUCUCAGAAGCUAAGCAGGGUCGGCCUUGGUUAGUAUUUGGAUGGGAGACCUCCAAUGAAGACCAGGGUAGUGGAGGCACAAAAUGGCAAAGCACCUCUGAUAGACUCCUGCCAUGAAAACCCCACCAGGAUUCACCAUAAAUCAACUAUGACUUGAGGGCACUCUCCACCACCACCAAUAAAACAAUCAGACAUACCUUUAGAACUAGAUACAGCUCAGUCCAUCACGAGAGAUCCUUGUGCAGAAACAUCAAACAUCAAGAUGCUUCACAAUGUUUCUCUAACUCCAUUGCACUGACAGCUUCCUUUUCGGGUGGGUGGUGGGGGUUAAAAGAUAAAACUCCUUUCUCCAUCCAAACUUCUAGUUCUUGUGUCUUUAAUUGCAUGUGACUGGGAUCGGAGGGUGAUUCAAA
Eublepharis macularius is the source of this 2819-nucleotide messenger RNA. It is a transcript of the gene TSNARE1, whose product is annotated as t-SNARE domain containing 1. Lineage: Eukaryota; Metazoa; Chordata; Lepidosauria; Squamata; Eublepharidae. The record is from RefSeq and is a predicted model, not a curated record. Gene Ontology annotation, molecular function: SNARE binding; SNAP receptor activity. Gene Ontology annotation, biological process: vesicle-mediated transport; intracellular protein transport; vesicle fusion. The transcript has 13 exons. The coding region runs from base 167 to 1039 and encodes 290 amino acids. Gene Ontology annotation, cellular component: endomembrane system; membrane; SNARE complex.